AUGUUGGGCGUGGAGUACUUUGUGCGGUCUGGCUUUGGCUCGCUGGUGCUGUACUGCUUGGGGCAGAUUGUGGAGGCGAUACGUGGUGACCUCACACACGGCAACGGGCGCGUCAAGUUUGAUCGCUCCUUCAACUCCGAAGCGUACAUCAUGGUGGCCUCGUGGCUCGUGCUCACCGUCAUCGGAAUUGCGACAGCAAGGUACCUGUAG
Molecule: messenger RNA, 210 nt
Organism: Salpingoeca rosetta
Lineage: Eukaryota; Choanoflagellata; Craspedida; Salpingoecidae
Exons: 4
Coding region: 1-210 (69 amino acids)
Source: RefSeq, a predicted model, not a curated record